This is a messenger RNA of Sinocyclocheilus anshuiensis, 2240 nucleotides long. Its product is annotated as U2 small nuclear ribonucleoprotein auxiliary factor 35 kDa subunit-related protein 2-like. The record is from RefSeq and is a predicted model, not a curated record. Bases 107 to 1888 code for a protein of 593 amino acids. Gene Ontology annotation, molecular function: RNA binding; metal ion binding. Gene Ontology annotation, cellular component: U2AF complex. NCBI's taxonomy places the organism in Eukaryota, Metazoa, Chordata, Actinopteri, Cypriniformes, Cyprinidae. The transcript is spliced from 11 exons. Gene Ontology annotation, biological process: mRNA splicing, via spliceosome.
ACGUCAUCUUUGCGCGCGCGUUGUAUGAUUGGUGUGAAAUGUGUUGCAUUUAUUAGGAGUUUUGACGUUAUUGUCUACCGGCGAAAUGUGUAAAUAAUGUUUUAAAAUGACGGACAAUAACUGUUGCUCGUUUCAGACGGACCCACCAGAAACUGCUUCUGUUGAUCUCAGUCAAAAACAACGACGAGCUAUUCUUAAACGAGAAAGAAGGAAAAGGAAACGUCAAGCUAUUGCUAAAUUAAGAGAAGCAGCUCUAGAUCAUUCACAAAAUGAGGAGCACCAAACUGAAGAUGAGGAAGAACAGAUGGCUGAUGAGCAGAGUGAGCGAUUACACCAGGAAUGGCUGGAGAGAGAAAAGAUUGCACAGGAAGAAUUCAGGCUGAAGAGGGAGAGAGAAGAGGCGGCAGAAAAGAGAAAGGAGGAGGAAGAGAGGAGGAUCAGAGAGGAAUGGGAGGAGCAGCAAAGGAAAGAACAAGAGGAGCGGGAGCAGAAGGAGCAAAAGAAGAGAGAGAGAGAGGAAGCUGUACAGAAAAUGCUGGAUCAAGCAGAGAGUCAGCUGGAAAAUGGUGGUCCUUGGAAAAACCCUGAUGCCCCAAAGGAUUAUGGAACAGAAAAGGACAAGGCAAACUGCCCCUUCUUCCUUAAAACGGGCGCUUGUAGGUUUAGGGACCGGUGCUCCCGAAAGCAUGACCACCCAACAUCCAGCACCACUCUGAUGGUGAGGGGGAUGUUUGUGACGUUCGGGAUGGAGCAGAGCAGACGUGAUGACUAUGACACUGAUGCCAGUCUUGAGUACAGCGAGGAGGAAAUGCACCAGCAGUUCCUGGAUUUCUAUGAAGACGCUCUGCCAGAGUUCAAGAACGCAGGGAGGGUGGUGCAGUUCAAGGGCUUGCCACAACUGCAAUGUGAAUUCUCCCCAGUAACUAGAUGGAAGACAGCCAUAUGUGGACUUUUUGACAGGCGGAAAUGUCCAAAAGGAAAACACUGCAACUUCCUCCAUGUGUUCAGAAACCCAGAUAAUGAAUUCUGGGAGGCGGACCGUGAUCUUCAUAUGUCCCCUGAUCGCAGUGGAGGCUUUUCUAGUCGCCAUUUGGGCAGCAGAGAUGGAGUGCGGUCCCAACGUGGAAAUAGUCCUGAGCACAUAUCCCAGCGCAGGAGGACAGAUCGAAGGAGCCACAGCCGCGAGCGGUACAGUUACAGGGGAAGAUGGAGCCGGGAGAGGCGGGGUUGUAGCAGAGAGAGGCGGAGUCAUAGCAGGGAAAGGCGGGGCCACAGCAGAGAGAGGCGGAGUCGCAGCAGAGGGAGACACAGUCGAAAUGGGGAAAAGCGUAGUCAUAGCAGAAGCAGAGAGAAAAGGAAGUCAGAGCAAUCAAUGACAAGGAGAUCAAUGUCUCAGAGAGAGCAAUCCAGAAGGAGUAGGAGCCGAUCCCAUAGCAGAGACCGGUUAAAGCAAUGUGAAUGUACAUCAACAGACUCGAGAAGACAGACGUCAAAAUCAAACAGUCCAGAGCGUGUGUCCAAAAACAGGUCUGUGAAACGGGAGAGUCACAGGAUGGAAAGCCAAAGCCCAGAAAACUCUUACCGAAUGGAUGCACAUCACCACAAGCCCACUAAAAAGAGCAAGAAGAAGAAAAAGGGCAAAAAUAAACACAAAAGAAAGAAGAGUAAAUCACACAGCUCAAGCUCGGAGUCAGACAAAGACUCCCGGAAUGAGGAGUGUGAUGAGAUGCCGGCUAAAUCAGAAGAACGUACAGCUGUGGCAUCCAGCACAGGUUCACCAGUAGAUGGAGUAGAGACCACAAAUUUGGAGGGCUGUCAUCCAGAAGAGGAAAUCCAUUGUGCGUUUACAGAUGCUACCAAAUCCGAUGGCAUCACACAGUCUGGAUAGAUUAUAUUAGAAUACAUAAACUGUUUCUCUGUUGUCUUAAAGCAGCUGUUGUUAUUUUAGUUUGCAUAACAAAAUGCCUAGUUUUCCUGAUUUUGUCUGAUGAAAACUUUUCCUGUAUAUUUGUAAUGAAAUCUAAUCUUUUCUGAAAGUGUUGGUGAUGGAAAUUAUAUUUUGUUCAUUUUCAGUGAGAGGUUCCAAGACAUCACGUGGGUAAGCAGAUUUUAGGGAUCAUUUUAUUUAAGGUUGUGACAACGGACGUAAGCAGCAGAUAUUUAAUUCCAUAUUGUGAUGUUCAUCAGAGUGAAACAUUAUCGACAAAGAAAAAAUGUAGGGUGGGGGACGUGGUUCUGUC